Messenger RNA from Dioscorea cayenensis subsp. rotundata (Guinea yam), 2382 nucleotides. RefSeq lists its product as uncharacterized. The record is from RefSeq and is a predicted model, not a curated record. Lineage: Eukaryota; Viridiplantae; Streptophyta; Magnoliopsida; Dioscoreales; Dioscoreaceae. Gene Ontology annotation, molecular function: protein binding.
UUUCUUCACACUGCUCCUCAGUUCUCCUCUGUGAUCGAUUCUCAGCUCUCUCGAUCUCAGACGAUGGCGAUGGAUGGCGGGCGUCUUGUGCGGAUGUGCAUCGAAUCCGCCAGCGCCGAUGCCGGCAGCGUGGAGCGGUGGCGGAGGCAGCGUCGCACGCUGGAGCGCCUCCCUGCCCACCUUGCAGACGCCCUUCUCCGCAGCCUCCGCCAUCGCCGCCUUUUGUUCCCAUCGUUGCUUGAAGUAUUCCAGCAUUGUGUCGAGGUUGUUGAGCUGAACGGAGAGAGCAGCGUGGACGCAGAGUGGAUGGUGUAUUUGGGUGCCUUCCGUCACCUGCGCUGUCUUAAUCUCGCAGACUGCAGGGGUGUCAACAAUUCAGCACUUUGGGCGGUUACUGGCAUGAAUUGUUUGAAGGAGUUCGACUUGUCAAGAUGCUCAAGAAUAACUGAUGACGGAAUUAAUCAUUUAUUGUCCAUUCCAAAUUUGGAGAAGCUAUUUAUUUCAGAAACAGGGUUGACCACUGAUGGAGCAAUGCUUAUCUGUUCGUUUAAAAAUCUCACCAUGUUGGAUAUGGGAGGGUUGCCUGUCACUGAUAAGGCACUGUUUUCACUACAGGUAUUGACUCGGCUUGAGUACUUGGAUUUAUGGGGCAGUAAAAUUUCAGAUGAUGGGGCCACUAUCCUGAAAAUGUUUCCCAGAUUGAGUUUCCUGAAUCUAGCUUGGACAAAUGUCACAAAGGUGCCAUACAUUCCUUCUAUUGCUAGCUUAAACAUGAGUAAUUGUGUUAUCCACUCUAUCUCCCCUAGAGAUGCCUCAAAACAUGCCCCUUUGUCGAAGCUUCUUGUUCAUGGUGCUACUUUUGCUGAUGUUGGUGAAGUUUUCUCAAAGUUGGAAGGUAGCUAUAUGACGUUCUUGGAUAUAUCACACUCUUCUAUUCACAGUUUCUGUUUCUUGGAUAAUUUGAAAGAACUUCAGCAUUUGGAUCUGAGUGCUACCACAAUAACAGAUGAUUUAGUGGGGCAUGUUGCUCAUAUUGGAGGAAAUUUAAGAUUGCUAAAUCUCAAUAAUACCAAGAUCACCUCCCUUGGAUUGCCUGUGUUGGCUGGUUCUGUUAAUAACCUUCAGACAUUAUUGUUGUCUCACACAUCAAUUGAUGAUACAGCUCUCUCAUAUAUUAGUAUGCUGCCUUCUCUACUCGUGUUGGAUUUGAGUUACACAAAUGUUAAAGGUUUUAUUGAUUGGAACAGAGAAGGCUUGGAUAAAAUACACUCUCUGAGUCUGCUUCAGAAUCUUAUUCAUUUGGAAAGUUUGAAUUUGGAAGAUACACUGCUGAGAGAUGAUGCAAUCCAACCCUUGUCUCUUUUACGAGAACUGAAGUAUUUAUAUCUAAAGAGUGACUUCUUGUCAGACAUCUCUCUACAUGCAGUGUCCUCUCUCCCAAAGUUGGAAUUUCUAGGUUUCCGCGGUGGAGUAUUAACUGAUUACGGUCUUUUUGUUUUUAUACCCAAAUCAAUGCUUAGCACACUAGAUGUGAGAGGAUGCUGGCUCUUAACUAAUGAUGCACUUUCAUCAUUCUGUAAAAUGCACCCAAGAUUGGAGGUGAGACACGAACAGAUUCAAAUGCUUAAUGCAGACCAAAGUCUCAGCCACAAUGCUGCUACUUCAUCUGCCUCACCGUUAAAAUUUAGACAGAAAAGAGAAAAAAUGUUACAUUCACCAGGCAGAUACCCGAAUGUGAUAUAUGCAGAUGAAAGGAUAAAGUACAGUCGAGAAGAGUUGUUCGAAUUACAACUUUCACCGCUGGCAGAUCCUUCUCUCUGUCACCCAGAUAAACUACCUCAAAUACUCAGGAGGGACUGAGCAAGAUUUCAAAGAUGUCUAGGGUCAACCUGCUUUAAAUGUACAACAUUUUAUUCUGACAAUGGAGUUGGACCUCCAUGCUGAUUCAAGUGAAUUAGUCAUUCCGCAGGUAAAUAUUUGUCUAGAGUAUAGCAAGUUACAAAUUCUGUCUUGGUAGGACAUCUAUUUCUAUUGCUAUUAAAUUAAUAAAUGAUAAUGAAGAGAAAUGGUUAAUAGUGGGGGUUCCUUUGUUUUUGUGUAGUCAUAUAGGAUAAUGUAUGAGCUUUGUAGAAUGGCAAUUUCCGGGAAAUCUUAGUUAAGGUAACAUGUACAUAUAUACAUAGUCUUCUGAGUUGCCAUAUGCCUUUAUACAAAUUUUCAGUCAUGCAACAUGCAAUGACUUGUGUCUUCAGUGUUCAAGUUAAGUUCAUCAUGCAUAAGGGUUCUCAUUUACUGUAUUAUAAACCUUGGUAGAUAAAUACUUUUUACAGCCUCAUGCAUGCUCAAUGAGCCACCUUCAUAAGACCAACGCCCCUCACCUUC